Messenger RNA from Drosophila erecta, 839 nucleotides. Its product is annotated as zinc finger HIT domain-containing protein 1. The transcript has 2 exons. Gene Ontology annotation, molecular function: nucleosome binding. Lineage: Eukaryota; Metazoa; Arthropoda; Insecta; Diptera; Drosophilidae. The record is from RefSeq and is a predicted model, not a curated record. Gene Ontology annotation, biological process: chromatin remodeling. Gene Ontology annotation, cellular component: Swr1 complex. The coding region runs from base 336 to 791 and encodes 151 amino acids.
UGUCAUGCAUCCCUAAGAAUUGAAGAAAUUGUUUAUUAUUUUCGGCAAGCAAAUGCUGGCAACAUGGUAAAUGUUAUGAAAGGAGUGCUGGUGGAGUGUGAUCCUGCUAUGAAACAAUUCCUGCUGCACUUGGACGAGAAACUGGCUCUGGGUCGCAAAUUCAUUAUCCAGGAUCUGGACGAAAACCAUUUGUUUAUCUCCACGGACAUUGUGGAAGUGCUGCAGGCGCGAGUGGACGAUUUGAUGGAUCGGAUAAGCUUUCCGUUGCACGACAAGGACGCCUAAAAAAAUCAACCACAAAAACUAAUAGUCAAAAGUAGAAGCCCAAAACAACCAUGACAGGUCGAGAAUCUAACCGCAUCAAGGACGCUGAGAAGAAGCGUGUCCUCGACUCCACAUCCCGCCAGAGGCGAGCGCGCAAAGCCUUGGAGGCCCUGGAACAGGACAAUUUCCACGAUGACCCACACGCAGACCUCGUCAUGUCGAAGAAGUUGCCCAAAUUCCAGGACAACCUGAAGACUGCCAAGGAGAAGAAAGGCAAGCGCAAGGGCGCCGAAUACUUUCGCGCUAAGUAUCGCAAGAACUUCCAGCAGCUGCUCGAGGAGGAUAAGGACAAGCAGCCCAACUACGAGAGCGCCGCGGCGCCGGCUCCGCAAAAGCCUUUGCGGCAUUUCUGCGCCGUUUGCGGCAACUUCUCUUUGUACUCGUGCACCGCCUGCGGGACGCGAUACUGCAGCGUUAGGUGCCUGAAUACGCACCAGGACACGCGAUGCCUCAAGUGGACCGCCUGAACAUGGUUGUUAUGUUUACAAAUAAAUCAAACAUUAGACAUAAAUGAA